GGUUGUCAGGAGCAGGUGCCCUUCCCCAUGAGGGCCCUCCCGGGAGGGGGCUCUGGCCAGGCUCAGCAGGCUCCCGCCUCUCUCCCCAGCACUCGCGGGUGGACCCCGAGGAGCUCUUCACCAAGCUCGAGCGGAUCGGGAAGGGCUCCUUCGGAGAGGUGUACAAGGGCAUCGACAACCGUACCAAGGAGGUGGUGGCCAUCAAGAUCAUCGACCUGGAGGAGGCCGAGGACGAGAUCGAGGACAUCCAGCAAGAGAUCACGGUCCUCAGCCAGUGUGACAGCCCCUACAUCACGCGCUACUAUGGCUCCUACCUGAAGAGCACCAAGCUGUGGAUCAUCAUGGAGUACUUGGGUGGUGGGUCAGCCUUGGAUCUGCUGAAGCCCGGGCCUUUGGAGGAGACCUACAUCGCCACCAUCUUGCGGGAGAUCCUCAAGGGACUCGAUUACCUCCAUUCCGAAAGGAAGAUCCACCGGGACAUCAAAGCUGCCAACGUGCUCCUGUCUGAGCAGGGUGACGUGAAGCUGGCCGACUUUGGGGUGGCGGGGCAGCUCACGGACACGCAGAUCAAGAGGAACACCUUUGUGGGCACCCCUUUCUGGAUGGCGCCCGAAGUCAUCAAGCAGUCCGCCUACGACUUCAAAGCAGACAUUUGGUCCCUGGGAAUCACAGCCAUCGAGCUGGCCAAAGGAGAGCCACCCAACUCGGACCUUCACCCCAUGAGGGUUCUCUUCCUGAUCCCCAAAAACAACCCCCCCACCUUGGAGGGGCACCACAGCAAGCCCUUCAAAGAGUUUGUGGAGGCCUGUCUCAAUAAGGACCCUCGAUUUAGGCCCGCGGCCAGGGAGCUGCUGAAGCACAAAUUCAUCACGCGCUACACCAAGAAGACGUCCUUCCUCACCGAGCUGAUCGACCGCUACAAGCGCUGGAAGUCGGAGGGCCGGGGAGAAGACUCCAGCUCGGAGGAUUCUGACAUUGACGGAGACGCCGAGGACGGCGACCAGGGCCCCAUCUGGACCUUCCCCCCGACCAUCCGCCCGAGCCCCCACAGCAAGCUGCACAAAGGCAUGGCCCUGCAGGCCUCCCAGAAGUCCGCAGAGCCCAUCAAACGGCAGCCACGGUCUCAGUGCCUCGCCACCCUUGUCCGGCCUGUCUUUGGAGAGGCCCAAGCACACAGGUGCAGCUGUAUAAGACACUGGAAAGCGCUGAAAGCUUACAAGCCCCGCCAGAGCUCUUAUGAGACUAGGAUAACCUAUCACUGGGUACCAUCAAGAAGGAAGCAGCAAGACCUUCUGGAGGAAAAAAGGCCCAAGUUGGGAAAGAACUGCAAGGAGGAGCAAAAAAGACCACUGGUAUAAGUUCAAGGUUUUUAUAAAUGAAAUGAGAACACUCAAAGGAAAACUGGAAAAGUUAUGGAAGAAAAAAAUGGAAACGGAAUUAACAAUUUGACACAAGAGGUAAAAAAAGCUUGCCAAGCAACAAACUGAAAAAAUAGGUGGACCAAGAGAAGUUCGUGAGAUAGCAAAAAAACAAAAACAGAAAACAGAAGGUUAUCACAGUGACUACAACUGAUCCCGUCACUGAAAAAGAAGCAUAAACAUAUUUCAAAGAGAUCUUAAAAUGGUCCUCUUAUGCCCUAGAGGGCAAAGUGAAGAUACGAUCUUACAGUCGUCGCCCAAAAGAAACUCAUUUUAAGUUUCCAGGAGUGUUUGAGCAAAAAUCCAGAGUUUCUAGGACAAGGAAAAAAAAUACUGCAAGCAGUCACAAAGACUAAAUGUCAAGGAGUCACAGUAAGAGUCUCACACACCUUGGCAGUACAGCAAGGGAGAGCUUAAAACAGGAUAUUUCCGAAGACAAAAAAAUAAAGGUUCAUAGCCACCAAUAACAGCAACAAAACUGCAUGAAAUGGACACUUAAUGAAAUAGAGGACUUCUGAGAGUUCCUGAUGAAAGAUCAAAGCUGUGUGGAAAUUUUGAAGCACAAGCACAAGAGUGAAAAAAAGAAACCCAGAAACGUAAACAGGAACUAGCCGUCAUCUAGGACUAAAGGAUAAAGGGUUUACAUUCUCAGAUAGGGAGGUUUGCCUUUGCCAGACCUCUUGAAUCAGGGAACCGAGGGCCUGGGAAUGGUUCUAUUAUGUCUCAGGCUUUAAAGAACAGAAAGAGAGAGGAAAAGAAUAUACUUGUGAGAGAAGAGACCAGAGUGGCGGUGAACACUCUCUGGCCUAAUCGGGAAAGCCGGCAGCAAACCACACGAACAAGAGAAGGAAGCGGAGGAGUGGCUGGCCCAAGCUCCACUCUUACCUGAACCAAUUACACAUGCACACAAAGUUAGGGAGGGGAAUUCCCAUUUCCCUAAUUAGUCAAAUAAAAAGGAGAGAAUGAACACAGUAAAAGAGGAGAGAUUCAGGGAAAGAUUAGCCCAAACAAACUUUAAAGGUGUACAAAAAUAUUAGUCCUUUCAUAGUGGGCAGAGAAUUGAACACUGAAUGUUCCUCAGUUGAGAAAUAGCUGAAUAUGUUGAGGAAUAUGAAUAUUUCUGUUGAAUGAUGAAGGGAACAGUUUCCAGAGAAACCUGAGAAGGCUCGGAUGGACCGAUUCAGCGAAGUGAACCAAACACAGCAAUACUGCAGACACAAAGCAUUUUGAAAAAGUUGUUGUUCCAGGACACUUGUGAUAAAAACAUUUCAGUGCAGCAUUUCUUCUGAAAAAAAACAUGGCCAGUGGGACCAAGAGCCAUAUGAAAUAAAGGCUCUGGGGCUACAUCUUAUGCUCAUCAAAUCAGUAAAGCUGACCAAAAAAAAA
Messenger RNA from Sarcophilus harrisii (Tasmanian devil), 2804 nucleotides. It is a transcript of the gene STK25, whose product is annotated as serine/threonine kinase 25. The coding region runs from base 342 to 1358 and encodes 338 amino acids. NCBI's taxonomy places the organism in Eukaryota, Metazoa, Chordata, Mammalia, Dasyuromorphia, Dasyuridae. Gene Ontology annotation, molecular function: ATP binding; protein kinase activity. Gene Ontology annotation, biological process: protein phosphorylation. The transcript is spliced from 9 exons. The record is from RefSeq and is a predicted model, not a curated record.